Pantherophis guttatus is the source of this 3011-nucleotide messenger RNA. The record is from RefSeq and is a predicted model, not a curated record. NCBI's taxonomy places the organism in Eukaryota, Metazoa, Chordata, Lepidosauria, Squamata, Colubridae.
ACCUUUUUCCCUCCUGCCAGAUCCACAGUUUGUGAAGAUGGCGCCGAUCCAACAAGAAGAGGCCUACGACGACAAGAUCUACUUCUUCUUCCGAGAGGACAACCCUGACUGGCCAAAUAAUCCUUUGGCCCCAAGGAAGAUCUCCAGGGUGGCUCAAGUGUGCAAGGGCGACAAAGGAGGCAAUGGUUCCUUUUCAGCAGCCAAGUGGACAACUCUCCUGAAGUCCAUGUUGGUCUGUGUGGACUCGGCCACUAACCGAAACUUUGACUGGCUUCAAGACGUCUUUAUCGUUGAGUCAGACAAGUGGCUUCAGACAAAGAUCUACGGGCUUUUCCUCAACGAGUGGGGUUACUCGGCAGUCUGUGUCUACUCUGUUAGUGACAUCAGCGAAGGCUUCAAAACGUCUCCCCUGAAAAACUACAGUGGGAAAACCCCUGCUGUGAGGCCAGGACAGUGUCUACAAGGAACUGAGAAGACUCCACCCGAGACUUUCAAAGUGAUCGACAGCUAUCCAGAGGUGGCUGCCCAAAUGAAUGGGGAAAUCAUCUUCUACAGCAAACAUCGCUACCAGCAACUUGGAGUCCACCAGGUUCAGGCGGCGGAUAAGGAGAACUACGAUGUUCUGUACCUAGCCACAGACAAAGGAAGCAUCCAUAAAGUGGUCAUCUUACCAAAGGGACCCAUGAACAUCCUGGAAAUCCACCCUUUCCAGUCCCAGGCGGUCAUCCUCGCCAUGAUUUUAGACAAGACAAGGAAUGAAUUGAUUGUGGCUUCAGCCAACGAGGUGGUGCAGCUCCCCAUGGCUUCUUGUGGGGCAUAUAAGAACAACUGUGGGAGUUGUGUGCUGUCCAGAGAUCCUUACUGUGGAUGGAUCAAUGAGAAAUGUACUUCUAUUAAUGAGCACAAAAAUGGAACUUUAUUGCAGUCUCUAAGACAUGAUGUCCCUCGAAACAUUUGUCCUACUUCAAACAACUCUGAAGGAGACAGCAGCAGUCCGUCCUCAAAGGAAGACUUAAUCGUGACCUUAAAUGCCCGCUGUUUCCUGAAUUGCUCUCAAGAAUCUCAUUAUGCCGAUUAUACUUGGAUUCACAAUAAUCGGACAGUUGCCCAUUGCACCUCUGGGCACCGUCACUGCCUUCAUUUCAUUGACAACAUGACCAAUGAGCUCUAUGGCGAGUAUUCCUGCGUGUCUAAAGAAGAUUGGUUCCAUCAGACAGUCAUAACUAAAUGCCUGAAGAAUCCCUCUCAGGACAGUAAGUUCAAGAAUGUAAAAUCAGUAGGACUUGCCUCCGUGCCAUCUUUAUCGUUCUGGCUGGGGUUACUCCAUAUGAUAGCCAUCGUCUUCACCAUCCAAUAAAGACUUUCACAACAUGCCCCUCCUUGGCUGAAUAUUCAGGAGCAUCUCUGCUGAAGACAUCUCAGACUUCAGAUGGUUGUAGAACUGAACCUUCCUGAAGCUCAAAGGUCAGUGCAGAUGGUCUUUCAAAGCAGCCUGUCCUUGACAUUUUCUUGACAGCUGGUUGGAGGCAAAGAAAGAAGAAGAGGACUCCGGAGAAGGAAAAAUGAUGGAUACCCUCCGUUUCCCUUGUUGAGAUGGGUGGUUCUACAAUGGACCAAUAACACCAUAAGUAAAUAUAUCGGGAAGAACAUGGAAUCAUCUUCAUGGGAAAACCUUGUGGCGGCCUUGAGACCUGACUAAUCUAACCUCGAAAAAAGAAAGAUGAUUUUUGCCUAGAGGUAGAUUAGCAUUUACAAGGUCUAUUUUUAUAAGUUUUCUUGCCAGAAGACUAGCUGGUGACUUUUCAACAAGUUAACUCCUUCCCGUCUGUCCAUUUGUCAAACGGGGUUGGUCCCAUGUUUGUCCAGGAGUCCAGCUUGAGAAAAUGGUCUUUUCAAUUCCCCACCACUUCUGUUGGUGUUACUGCUGCUUAUUGAAUAAAAUAGUUAAGUGCCAGUUAAAGCUGUCCAGGUCUGUAGGUCAUAAACUUUUGGGGGGAAAACCCUUAUUAUAUUUCAGAAUAGUUGAAGAAUAUUUAUUUAUUAUAUUCUCUCUCUUUUUUUUUUUUUUAAAAAAGAGAAAGUUCCUUUUUUUCUGUACACAUUUGUCCCUGACCUACAUUGUUUGUUUCCUGCUCCCCCCACUCAUUCAGUUGCAUCCUGUUUCUUUAAACAAUUAUGGUCUGUUUUUUGGUUUUUUUAAAACAAAACAAAACCCCACCUAAUUGUUUUCUUUGGAAGACGUGGUGUAAUGUUCCUUGGUCAAUGAAAGUUCUACAGAUGACCUUAGGAGAGCUGGCUGCAAAUGCCCCGUUUCAGGAUGGUGGGGGAGAAAAGAAAUAGUGGUUGAACAUCUGAAGUUUGGGUUCCUGGAGAACAGAUCUUAAAGGGGAGCAGAGACUUUUUUUUUCUGUGUAAAUCUUUGCAAUGAAGUCCUCCGAUCUGGUGCAAAAUUGCUCACCUUAUGGCGGACUAAGAUUGAUCUUUCAGUCACUUCCCAAGGCUCACUCGAGAUCCAAGCUUUGUUACGGGGCCAUCGUUUGGAGAAUCAACUGUGAAAUGGACUUGUCCUUCUUCCCUCUUAGUCUUUCGAGCCCCAAAGGCAAUUCUGUGCUACACUACAUUGUUGUUGUUGUUGUUUUUUAAAAAGAGGCAUUCCUUAUUUCGCUUUUGUACAUUUCUUUGUCGUUGAUAUUGUUGAUCCUUCGAUGCACUUUGAACUGCUGUAGCAGUAGAUUAUGAAGAGAAGGGAUCCAAAACAGGGUUGUUUUAUGGGGAGGGUCUAUCAAAAAAGUCAAGAUGGCGGCUGUGCAGUUGAAGGGGCGGAGCUUUAAUCACAUGGCUGCGGACGCCAUUUUGAGGUGGGUGGGUUGACGCACAUUUCUCAUAGAUACCUCUAAACCAAAAACUCAUUCCUUUUUUUAUAUUUUUGCUUCCAAUUUCUUUGUACCUGAAUGUAUUUUUUUUUUAAUAGAGUGCUUUGCAAUAAAAAUAAAGAAAUGUUAAAAAAAAAA